Messenger RNA from Acinonyx jubatus (cheetah), 826 nucleotides. RefSeq names its product antimicrobial peptide NK-lysin-like. NCBI's taxonomy places the organism in Eukaryota, Metazoa, Chordata, Mammalia, Carnivora, Felidae. The transcript has 5 exons. The record is from RefSeq and is a predicted model, not a curated record. Gene Ontology annotation, biological process: killing of cells of another organism; antimicrobial humoral immune response mediated by antimicrobial peptide; defense response to bacterium. Gene Ontology annotation, cellular component: cytolytic granule. Bases 262 to 669 code for a protein of 135 amino acids.
GCUGCUGCCCUCCAGCACCCCCACUCACUGGGAAAGCUCUAGCAGUGUGUGUGUGGUGGGGGGAGGUGGAAGAUAGACAGCGUGGAGUCUCUGAGGAAGCACUCCUCCCCCCACUUCUCCACAAACUGGUGUCUGUGUUUGUGGUAAAGCCAGUGACACGGGGAGGUGCCCUAAAGAGGAGCAGGACCCGGCAAGGUCAGAUUGCGAGGCGGCCAGCCACAUAAAGCGGGGUGUGAAGAGUGCUUCAGCAGCUGCCCCACCAUGACCUCCUGGGCCCUCCUGCUCCUUGCCUCAGUGCUCCUGGCCACCCCGGGGCUGACCUUUUGUGGUCUGACCCCUGAGGACCAUGACCUGGACAUGGCUGACAGGUGUCAGGAUGAGAAGUUCUUCCAGAUGCUGGCCCAGGAGACCCCCCAGGAAGACCGUCCCUUCACCCUAUGUGGUAUCUGUAGGUGUAUUGUCAGCUGGGUGAAGAAUUGCCUGGGCUUCAACCUGAUUCAGAAAGUCAUUGAAAAAGUUGCAGGCCUGUUGUGUUCAGCAUGCCCAUUGGUGGAAAGUAUCUGCAAAGCAUGGAUCACCAGUUUUCUUGAUAAAAUCACCUCUACACUGCUGCAUAUGGAACCUUCCAGGCACAUCUGUGUGUUUCUCGGGAUGUGCUGCCCUUAUUAGGUCUCUGAGCCUCUGGGGUCUCUGACGCCACCCUGGGGAGAAGCACAGAGUCUCCCACAACCACCACCUGCUUCUGCCCUCCCAGAUCCAGAGCCGAUCCUCCAUUGUCUCUCAGCUAACUUCUCAUUGCCUUCCCCUGAGGGAGAAUAAAUGUCAU